AUGUUUGUUACCAAGUCAUUUCUCCUCUUUCUUCUGCAUGUGCCCCCUCCCCCUGAGCCCGAACCUAUUGAUAUCAUUGAGUUGCCGCUUCCACCUGUAUCUGACGGAACGAAGGGUUCAUGUACCUCAGAGCUAGAUCCUUUCGGGACAGGAUGUAUCCUACAGCAUGGCGGGCUGGUUCAGUCAGGAAGCUUUUUACCUGACGGCAACCACGUUAUUGCGCGUGUCAACUAUACUGGUGCACCCGAUUCGGGAAGCAUAUACACAGGCGACCAAUUAAUACUCAUCAAAUCCGACGGCACUACUUUCCCUAAUGGCAGCCCGUUUAAGUGUAUUACUUGUGGAAUACCCCAAGAUAACGCUGUUGGUCGAGCCAGCACUCUGGAUUAUCCUCAAGCAUUCCGCGACGGAAAACGGAUUUUAGCCGGUACUAAUAUCAUUGAUUGCGGCGAAUUCGAUCUUAGUAGCGAUCAAUGUAUCCCCGAAUCGACAUUUAUAUAUCCCAUCCGUUGGAACACUGCCGUGGAUGGAUCAGGAGAGGGCGGGAGCAUUCGCGAAUUACGUAUACAUCCCGAUAACAUACACAUCGGCUUCAAUUCAUUCGUUAGCACUGGGGGAAAAUUGGGCCAAUACGCCUACGUCGGCCGGCUUGAAUUUAACCCAUCGCCAACGACGGGCCUACCUAUAGCACCCCGAUACGACCUAGCGAAUGUGAACGUCUUGGUUAGCGAUGGUAUCAGAAACCAGCCACUCCUCUUUGAAGGGAAUCGGAUACGUGUCAACCCUGAAGCUAUCACCGUGGGCGAAUUCAGAGGCUUCAGUGGAAGUGGUAGGGAGGCUACAUACAUCGGUAGUCCGAGAGAGUCAUCAAACAUCGAUGUGUUUGCUGUUGACCUAACAUCGGGCGCUGUCCGUAGGCUCACGAGUCAUCCCGAGUACUGUGACCCCAUUGAUAUCUCGGCGGAUGAUGAAUGGAUAGCAAUUAUGGACACUCGAGGCAGUAAUAGGCAGAUGUUCAUGGCUGGCAUGCGAAAUAUUCCCCCCAUCACGGAUUUGGUUUCUGUGACAGCAGCAUCCUCAACCCGAAAUAACGGCGAGCGACGUUUCUUCCAGCCGUAUCUCCUUGAUAGGUAUGGCGACCGCGGGGAUUAUUACGGACAGCGUAUCAAUGGAGCGGGUGACGGGAGCCCAGGCAGCAUUAACGACCCACAAUGGAAUGGGCUAGCCGAUCCUAAGUUCUCUCUAGAUACCACGCGGUUGGUGUAUUGGGAAGCUCUUACUGUCGCGCCGGCAUGCGGAGGUAAUAACCCACUUCCUUGCCCUAAUUCUACUGAACCGGGAGGUCGGACGGAACGAGUGAUGGUGGCGCAUUUCACUUCUCGCCAGCCAGUACCACUAGCACACGUUGAGCCACUGAAUGACACUAUUCCUUGGGCCACCCCUUACGAGCCGGGAUAUGUCCCUCCUCUCCCACUCAUCGUUUCUAGCGGCGAGUAUAUAAUGGACGGAGCGGUGGCUGGUUCGGCUCAGAUCACCAUCGUCGCAGACGCCAACCUUACAACUGUGGAGUCCGUCGCUGUAAAAUACGACAACUUCUCUGACGAUGGGCUUACCUUUCUCGACGGCACGGAGAACGUCACGACGCGGAAUCCAACCAUCACUCUGAACAUAGUCGACUGGUACUCCGACCUAGUUCAGACUGGACAGACGAAUGCUACUAAGGUGACUAGCCCUGACGGAUUCCAUUUGUCUAUCGACGCGUUCACGAAUAUAUUCGACGCCAACGGCACGCUGAGCACUACUGUCAAUGGUACCUUAAGGCUACCCGAAGACCGCAUGCGAAGACUCGGACAGGAUGCCGAGUGUGCAAAGCCAGGAAAGUUAAGACGCGGGAUUAAUUGCGAUUUCAAUACAUCAACCUAUCCUACGCCCUCUAGUCCUCAUGUUACCAGCAGCAGUGCCGGACAUACCCCUACUAGCCAGGUCACAUCUCCCAUAGAUACUUCUAUCCAUCAUCAACAUGCGCCGACAGGCUGGUUUAGUGCUCUCGACCUUGAGCUUCUCCAUCACUUUACUACUUCAACAUGCUUCACGUUUUCCACUGAACCGAUGGUUCGCAGCUUCUGGCGUGUGAACCUACCACAGAUGGGAUUCUCAUACGAAUAUGUCCUUAGAGGCCUUCUCUCCGUUGCCGCAUUGCACCUUUCCCGGUUCAAACCACAGCGAAGAGACGCCCUAAUUGAACAAGCUAUGGUUCACCACAACGCGUCGUCGUCUAUGGUACUAACUAUACUUAAUGACUUCGAUUCUUCCCAUUCAGUGCCCAUAUUCUUCUUCAGCAUGCUCACGACAUGGUUCGCGUUUGCUAACCACAGGGAACCGGAUAACCUCCUUUUUAUAUCAAAUGGAGUCACGCCCGAAUGGCUAUUUCUUUUCAGAGGCAUGCGUAGCGUAAUGGAGCUCAAUACUGACGCUAUAAGCUCCAUCGCAGCAUUGGGCUUCAUAUUCGACUCGGGCAAACAGAUGAACGAAGCUUGGGAAACUACUGCGCCCCCCGAACACGAAGGGCUCAAAGAACUGGAAAAUACCCUCAAGCUAUACGUCAAAGAUGCACAAAAAUUAGACGCACUUACCCACGGAAUAGAAACACUAAAGCGGAGCUUCGUCUAUUUCUCCAAUUGUAACUUCACCGAUGACCAGCGACUUAGAGCCGCAUUUAUGUGGCUAUUCAAGGUUCGAGAGGAGUUUAUAAAGUUACUAAAGGAACGGGAUAAUGAAGCGUUAUGUGUGCUUUCUUUCUUCUGUGUCCUGCUUAAACGACUUGAUUACGUCUGGUGUAUAGAAGGCUCGGGUGUACAUUUGAUCGGCAGGAUAUACUCCGUGUUAGAUGAGAGAUAUAGACUAUGGAUUCGAUGGCCGAUUGAGGAGAUUGGUUGGGUCCCCUAA
This is a messenger RNA of Daldinia vernicosa, 2946 nucleotides long. RefSeq lists its product as uncharacterized. The transcript is spliced from 4 exons. Gene Ontology annotation, molecular function: DNA-binding transcription activator activity, RNA polymerase II-specific. Gene Ontology annotation, biological process: regulation of transcription by RNA polymerase II. The record is from RefSeq and is a predicted model, not a curated record. The coding region runs from base 1 to 2946 and encodes 981 amino acids. NCBI's taxonomy places the organism in Eukaryota, Fungi, Ascomycota, Sordariomycetes, Xylariales, Hypoxylaceae.